AUGCAUUUGGGAGCAAGUGCAGAGUGCUGUGGCAUCAGCCUGCGGAGGACAGCCACCCCCACCCAGGGACCAGUACAGCUGAGCCUUCAGAGGGAGAGUGGGAGGCUGCGGACUGUGGAAGUGGUCAAACUUGAUGUGGUGGCGUUCUAUUGGCAGGUCAUUAAUGGGCUGAAACAAAGGAUUCUCAAGCUGGAACAGCAGUGCAAGGAGAAGGACAAUACUAUCAACAAACUCCAGACUGAUAUAAAGACCACCAACUUGGAAGAGAUGAGGAUUGCCAUGGAGAUGUACUACGAGGAGAUUCAUCGUCUCCAGUCUCUCUUGCCAAGUUCUGAAGCUACAGGAAAGAG
This is a messenger RNA of Galeopterus variegatus (Sunda flying lemur), 350 nucleotides long. Its product is annotated as IQ domain-containing protein E-like. The record is from RefSeq and is a predicted model, not a curated record. The annotation marks the transcript as partial. NCBI's taxonomy places the organism in Eukaryota, Metazoa, Chordata, Mammalia, Dermoptera, Cynocephalidae. The transcript is spliced from 4 exons.